GGCAGAGGACGACUGACCUUACGAUGGGUACCAGGGCACGUCGAUAUUGUAGGAAACGAGAGAAGCGACGAGGAAGCGAAGGCAGCAGCAAGAGGACUCACGAGCAUGGAUACAGUACUACCAAAGGCAAUCAGGGGACAGCUUCCCUUCAGCCGGUCGGCGGCAAGGCAAAGGUUCAACGAUGGACUCAAGAAGCGCUGGAAAAAACUCAUGGAACAGUCACCGAGAUGGCAAAAGCUGCAAAGGAUAGAUCCCACAGCACCUUCGAACAGAUUUCGGAAAAUCACCUCUUCUCUC
Heterobasidion irregulare TC 32-1 is the source of this 297-nucleotide messenger RNA. RefSeq lists its product as uncharacterized. The record is from RefSeq and is a predicted model, not a curated record. Lineage: Eukaryota; Fungi; Basidiomycota; Agaricomycetes; Russulales; Bondarzewiaceae. Gene Ontology annotation, molecular function: RNA-DNA hybrid ribonuclease activity; nucleic acid binding. The transcript has a single exon. The annotation marks the transcript as partial.